AUGCUGUUGAUGAAUUGUUUGUGCCCUCCCCUUUUUUGUAUUUCUUUCUUCUCUUUGCCUCUCUGUGAUGAGGUGGGGUGGUCUCAUAUCACAACAGACCACUGCGUAUUGACUCCUGCGUCUGUAUGUAGUGUUGAGCCAAAUUUUCUCAGCUACAAAGAAGCGUUCGGUAUCCAUUCUUCUAUUUCUCACUUACUUUUCAUCUCUUUCCUUCGUUCUUGUUCUCUCUUUCUCUCCCCAUCUACUUCUCCAUUUUUUUUACCUACCCUCGUCUCCUCUUUCUAUUAUAUCUGCACAUCUAUCCCUCCUCCUAUCCCUUUCCUAUUCUCUCUCUUCUUUUCAUCUCUUUACUUCGUUCUUAUUGUUUCACUCUCUCUCUCCCCUUCUUUAUGUUUCCUCUGUCUAUUAUAUCUACUCUAUCUAUCCCCUCUCUACGUCUUCUAUUUCUCUCUUCUUUUAGUCUCUUUCCUUCGUUCUUAUCCCCUUUUACUCUCCUCUUCUUUACGUAUCCUCGUCUCCAUUCUAUCUACACAUCUAUCCCUCCUACUAUUCCCCACUAUCUCUUAUUUUCAUCAUCUUCUUUUCAUCUUCUUCUUCUUCUCUGUCUUUUAG
Messenger RNA from Acanthosepion pharaonis, 612 nucleotides. Lineage: Eukaryota; Metazoa; Mollusca; Cephalopoda; Sepiida; Sepiidae. The record is from the annotation of a GenBank genome assembly.